Messenger RNA from Dichomitus squalens LYAD-421 SS1, 2107 nucleotides. RefSeq lists its product as uncharacterized. Gene Ontology annotation, biological process: karyogamy involved in conjugation with cellular fusion; nuclear membrane fusion involved in karyogamy. The coding region runs from base 1 to 1083 and encodes 360 amino acids. The record is from RefSeq and is a predicted model, not a curated record. Gene Ontology annotation, cellular component: endoplasmic reticulum membrane. Lineage: Eukaryota; Fungi; Basidiomycota; Agaricomycetes; Polyporales; Polyporaceae. The transcript has 13 exons.
AUGAGCUUUGGGACUGUGUCGGUGUUGCUAGCCACAGGUGCGGCCAUGAUGAUGGAGGUGGGGACGACAAGGGUGUGCGAACGUAACGGAGGUGUCUUUCAGCUCAUAGAGCUGUACGAGCGCCUACUUCGGGUGACGUACUUCCGGCUGCCGACAGCUCCCACGUUCCAAGGUUGUGCACCCACGGCACCGUGCACAUCGCCCACCUUUGACACUGAAUCCACAUCGCGGUCGGCCUUCAUCACGUUGCCGUCGAAUGAUCGCGUUAGCAACGCUAACAUUGAUAACUUGCCUUCCGGCAGACUCCCACCGGAGGAGUUGGCGGUGAUCUUACAGGGAGCAAGAUCUCUCGAUGCUUAUUCCAAGAAAUCAGACUGUUUUCGCCGGGCUGCGAACGCCAUACAGACGAGAUGCAGCGACCUUGAAUCGGACGAAGAUGAGCGUGUAAAAGCUGCAAUCUCGAUGACCCUUUGCGAGAUCGCUACCGCCAAACACACAUCGCCGCCUAUGGAAUGCGCGCCUUUUGAGUCUGACUCGAACGGCAUGUAUGCACUCCAUGCUGAAUCGAGCGGGCAAUGCGUAUUAGCUCUGUCGAGGAGCGCACAAUAUUGGUCAAGCUAUUCUGGAUAUCUCCGAGAAGUCGCCCAGCUAUGCUUCGCGUUUCAGCGAUGGAACGACAUAGACGUGGCGAAGGAAUUGUACAAGAACGCAUCGAUACAAACGAUGGACAUUCUUCGGUAUAUGGCCGACCGAGAGAAACACGUAGAGCAAGCUCAUGAAGAUUCUCGAUCGGUCGUGAAAGCAAUGAAGGCCGUCCUAGAACAAAUACGAGCAUCAUCUAUGACCCUUGGCAGUGCAUCUGUCGUCGCUUCGGAGAAUCUGGGAUCGUUGCGUGGCGAGGUAACUUUUUCCGGAGCGACGUCUGUCAAGCCUAUCCAAAAGUGCUCGACAGAUCUCCAACCAGCUCGGGGCUAUCGUCUCGGAUGUACAGGAACGCAUUGCUCUCGGUCACACGCGUACUGUGUCCAAGAUAGAUGCAGAUGUCUCUGGGGUCAUCAAUCAUCUUGGUGCAACCCUGCAUAGCAUGCAAUUAGACUUAGAGAGAACGCUCGCCUACCACAUAGGCAACGCAUUCGAUCUAGUAGAAACACAGCUACUGAACGUCACUCGGUUUAUGGUACGUGGCUUCGAUGCAUCUGCCAAAUAACAUGAUGGAAGUUCGCAGGACGGGACGAGUGCCAAUUUUGUAGCUUUAGAGAAGGCAUUCGGGCAACUUCACCACGCUACCUUCCUUCUCACUCAGGACGCGCGGCAGGGCAGAGCAGAUAUGGAGGCUCAUCUCCGAGCGUCCCACGUGGCGCUCGAGAAGCAAAUGGCCAUCGCGGCUAUUUCAGACAAUGUGUCUUACGCUCUGUCCGAACUCGUUGUCAGCACACAUGCGGGAGUCCAAGAUCUCAACGGGACCAUCGCGGAGAUGAAAGAUAACCUUUUGAAGAAUCUAGGUGGUGACUGGACGACGACGACGAUGUGGCUCUGGUUUCAGGAGGUGAUGCUCCAGGUCCUGCGAGGUUCGUGCAACUCGCCACGCGAGGCCGCCAACCCUGGUUAUCGUUUCUCCUGAACAUCAUCCCUCGCAGUCCAUCCUGCAAGCUUCCAGCAUCCUGUUUUCCAUGUGGCAUAUCACGUCCUCAGGAUAUGUGGCAUGCUUGUUGCCUUCCUCUCUUCUAGGCUCAUGACUGGUUCUGUGCUUCUCGUUUCUGCUUGGAACUUGAUCUCGAAGACUUCCAAACCUCAUGGAAUUAACUCCGAUCAGCUACUGCUCUCUGUUUUACCUGAGGCUCCGCGUGUCCGGACAAGGCAGCCCGUGGAAGGUCAAUCUCUGCAGCUGGACGGCGACUUCUUGCACUUUGACCGGAUGCCCGGACUUUCCCUGGGCUCCGGCCAUGGCCGGCCAACCAACGUGAUGUCUGUCCGGCGCCGUCCUCGACUAUCUCGAAUACCAGAUCGGCUCUGUGGAACCUUGUCCUAGACUUUUGCACGUCUCAGCCAUCAUGGACUUGUCGCGCUGGUCUCCUCUGGUGGGAUAUGGCGUAGUAUUCUAGCUAAA